AUUAAAUAUUUGCAGCAUCCUCCAUAAGUGUUUCCAUAUAUCUUAAUUGUAUUUAUUUGCAAUCUUUCAUUUGUCUAACACGACGAAAUAUUUUGUAGAAAAAUGACAAACUGGUUACUGCUGAUAGUGUGUCUUAGCAUAACUUGUCAAGAUGUCACAAGUGCGAUUCAUCAAAGAAAAUCUUCAAAAAAUUUGGAACAUUCGAUGAACGUGAUUCACGAAUGGAAAUAUAUCGAUUAUGAUUUUGAUAGUGAUGAAAAAAGACAAGCUGCGAUUCAAUCUGGCGAAUACGAUCAUACGAAAAAUUAUCCCUUCGACGUCGAUCAAUGGCAUAAUAAGACUUUUCUCGCUGUAAUAAGAUACGAUGGUGUACCUUCCUCUUUGAACGUGAUAUCUGAGAAAAUUGGCAACGGUGGAUGCCUUCUACAACCGUAUCCUGAUUGGUCGUGGGCGAACUACAAAGAUUGUUCUGGAAUAGUGAGCGCUUACAAAAUUGCGAUCGACAAAUUUGACAGAUUGUGGGUUCUGGACUCGGGUCUUGUUAAUAAUAUUCAACUUAUGUGUUCUCCAAAAUUACUUGCCUUUGAUCUCAAUACCUCAAAGUUGCUUAAACAAAUCGAGAUACCGCACGAUAUUGCCGUAAAUUCCAGCACAGGAAUGGGAGGACUCGUAUCGCUAGUUGUUCAAGCUAUGGAUCCUAUGAAUACUACGGUGUAUAUAGCAGACGACAGAGGUGACGCUUUAAUCGUCUAUCAAAAUUCUGAUGAUUCUUUCCAUCGAUUGACUUCCAAAACUUUUGAUAACGAUCUCAGAUAUUCUGAACUGGCCGUCGCGGGAGAAAGUUUCACAGUGCAUGAUGGAAUUUUUGGAAUGGCACUUAGUCCUGUGACGAACAAUCUUUAUUACAGCCCUCUCACUUCUCGCAGUUUGUAUUAUGUUAACACAGAACCAUUCAUGAAAUCACAAUAUGAAGAAAAUAAUAUAGAAUAUGAAGGAAUCCAAGAUAUUUUCAACACUCAAUCGUCCGCUAAAGUAAUGUCGAAAAAUGGCGUCCUUUUCUUCGGACUUGUGAAUAAUUCAGCUAUUGGUUGUUGGAACGAGCAUCAACCACUUCAGAGACAAAAUAUGGAUAUGGUCGCUCAGAAUGAAAAGACACUUCAAAUGAUCAUUAGCGUGAAAAUUAUACAAAAUCUUGCAUAUUCCGGAAGGAUGAAUAGAAUUCACAAGAAUGAAUAUAUGUUGGCUUUAAGUAACAGAAUGCAGAAAAUAGUAAACAAUGAUUUUAAUUUCGACGAAAUAAACUUUCGAAUUUUGGGUGCGAAUGUAAAUAAUUUAAUAAAAAACACUCGUUGUGCAAAGUCUAACAAUCAGAAUAACAAUCAAAAUAAAUAUAAGAAUCAAGCUCAUUUAGAUUAGAUCUUUUUCAAGAUCAUAUUAAAAUUUAUAGAUCAACUUUUUUUCGUGGUAAAUCAAGUAUUUUUAAAAAUUUAUUUGCAUUAUAAAUGAAUAAAAUAAAUAUCGUUUUCGCAUG
Apis mellifera (honey bee) is the source of this 1531-nucleotide messenger RNA. It is a transcript of the gene Mrjp6, whose product is annotated as major royal jelly protein 6. Gene Ontology annotation, cellular component: extracellular region. The record is from RefSeq and is marked provisional. Lineage: Eukaryota; Metazoa; Arthropoda; Insecta; Hymenoptera; Apidae.